Olea europaea var. sylvestris is the source of this 2010-nucleotide messenger RNA. Its product is annotated as DEAD-box ATP-dependent RNA helicase 20-like. Lineage: Eukaryota; Viridiplantae; Streptophyta; Magnoliopsida; Lamiales; Oleaceae. The transcript is spliced from 10 exons. Gene Ontology annotation, cellular component: cytoplasm; ribonucleoprotein complex; nucleus. Bases 192 to 1712 code for a protein of 506 amino acids. The record is from RefSeq and is a predicted model, not a curated record. Gene Ontology annotation, molecular function: RNA helicase activity; RNA binding; ATP binding.
GUUGAUCUACAAGUUGACGCCUACAAUCGCCCUUCAGGAAUGACAUCACUCUUUCAACCCCAACGCCCAAACCUCAAUUUUCCCCCAUUUUCGGAUUUUCCUCUUGCCCGUGGCACUGCUCUACCAUUCUUCAAAACCUCUGCGGGAAUUUCCAUAAUCUCAAUCAGAAGUGCACGCAGAACCCACAAGUCAUGAGCCGCUACGACAGUCGCUCCGCAGACCCCGGUUCCUACCGCGACCGCCGAACUGAUUCGGGUUUUGGUGGGGGCUCGAGUUAUCGUUCGUCUUCAUCAUCCUCGAUUAAAAGAGAUCACGAGGGCCCUUCGGAGGCGCCACAGCGGAAAUUGGAUAUGGAUGGGUUGACUCCAUCAUUUGAGAAGAACUUUUAUGUGGAGUCGCCGUCAGUUGCAACAAUGUCCGAGAGUGAGGUGGAGGAGUAUAGGCUGCGUCGAGAGAUUACUGUCGAAGGAAAGGAUGUGCCCAAGCCAGUGAAGGCUUUUCAGGAUGUUGGGUUUCCAGAUUAUGUUAUGCAAGAAGUUGUAAAAGCUGGUUUUACUGAACCUACACCUAUUCAAGCUCAAGGUUGGCCCAUGGCUAUGAAAGGCCGUGAUCUUAUCGGUAUUGCAGAAACGGGGUCAGGAAAGACACUUGCCUAUCUCUUACCUGCAAUUGUCCAUGUUAAUGCUCAACCAUUUUUAGCUCCGGGAGAUGGUCCCAUAGUUUUAGUUUUAGCCCCCACUCGUGAACUUGCUGUUCAGAUUCAGCAAGAAGCUACUAAAUUUGGUGCAUCGUCAAGGAUUAAGAAUACGUGCAUAUACGGCGGGGUCCCAAAAGGACCCCAAGUUCGUGAUCUCCAGAAAGGUGUCGAAGUUGUCAUUGCGACACCUGGGAGGCUAAUUGAUAUGUUGGAGUCUCAUCAUACAAACCUGCGAAGGGUUACAUAUCUUGUGUUGGAUGAGGCGGAUCGGAUGCUAGAUAUGGGCUUUGAACCUCAGAUUCGAAAAAUUAUUAAUCAGAUUCGACCAGAUCGUCAAACGUUAUAUUGGAGUGCUACAUGGCCCAAGGAGGUUGAACAACUUGCCCGACAGUUCCUUUUUAAUCCAUAUAAAGUGAUUAUUGGUUCUGCAGAUUUAAAGGCCAAUCACGCAAUUCGCCAGCAUGUUGAAAUUGUUUCCGAGAACCAAAAAUAUAAUAAAUUAGUGAAGUUGUUGGAGGACAUUAUGGAUGGUAGCCGGAUUUUGAUAUUCAUGGACACCAAAAAGGGCUGUGAUCAAGUAACUAGGCAGCUUCGUAUGGAUGGUUGGCCUGCACUAUCUAUUCAUGGAGACAAAAGUCAAGCAGAAAGGGAUUGGGUCCUCUCAGAAUUUAAAGCUGGCAAGAGUCCCAUAAUGACAGCUACUGAUGUUGCAGCUCGGGGUCUAGAUGUGAAGGAUGUGAAAUAUGUCAUCAACUAUGAUUUCCCUGGAUCUCUCGAGGAUUAUGUUCAUCGUAUCGGUCGAACAGGAAGGGCUGGUGCCAAAGGAACGGCAUACACCUUUUUCACGGUUGCAAAUGCCCGAUUUGCAAAGGAACUCAUUAGCAUCCUCGAGGAGGCUGGACAGAAGGUUAGUCCGGAGCUUGCAGCCAUGGGACGUGGUGCACCUCCAUCCUCAGGUCACGGAAGUUUCCGAGAUCGUGGGAGAGGUUUCGGCAGUGGACGUUCUUGGAACUGAUGAAGUGCUUGAUACGAAUACGAUGGGAGAAAAAUUGGAAAGCUUCAACAAACGUAAGCUUGGAGAUUUGAUCCUGCCCAAAAUAGUAUUGUAAUUUUACUAGUCUUCUAUGUGUAAUAUUUGAAUAGAAAGUAGAUUUAAGUUCAAAUUAAUGUUUAUUAAUUUCCUAGACGUUCAUGUAACACUAAUUGUGCCUUGCUCGAAGUAUAAGACUCAUUCUUUGUCGAGUGAGCUUACUUAAUCCUAUUUAAAUUUGUAGUAGAUUUUGAUAAAAAUUGAUGAAAUAUUUGGUUGAGAA